Molecule: messenger RNA, 1412 nt
Organism: Osmerus eperlanus (European smelt)
Lineage: Eukaryota; Metazoa; Chordata; Actinopteri; Osmeriformes; Osmeridae
Gene: tmem237a
Product: transmembrane protein 237a
Exons: 11
Coding region: 123-1286 (387 amino acids)
Biological process (GO): cilium assembly
Cellular component (GO): ciliary transition zone
Source: RefSeq, a predicted model, not a curated record
AUGGACUAAUGGGUCAUAGCAGGCUGCAAGAGAAGCCAGGUGGAAGCUCUCCCCUGGGAUUGAUGGACUGUUGACAGACUUUCUCCUGAUGCUUUUCUCUGACAUGGUUGUUUCUUCUCUCCAUGGUCGUGGUGGGACACAGUAAGGACAGUAAAGGUGACAAAAUGCCACUCGCCAAAACCAAGAAGAGGAAGUCAAAGAAGGAGGCGAAUGAUGUGGAGGAGCCAGAAGUGGGCAUGGAGCACGGUAUAGAGAUGGAGGGCCUUGCCAACCGCAGGCAGUCUGAGAUCAGAGAUCCCCUCACCCCAGAGCCGCAGGACGUCCCACCACAGAAGAGGAAGAAGAAAAAGAAGGCCCAGACUCCAGACCUGGAGGGGGAGCAACCUGACAUGACGAACGGAGAUGUGGUGGAGGCACACACAGACGAAGAAGUGACGAAGAAGAGCAAGAGGAAAAAGAAGCCCAAGUUAGCGGAGAUGCACUACACCAACGACCUGGGAGUGGAGGAUGAUGACAUCAUCACUGAUCAAUCCCCUAUCCCCCAGCAUUCCCUGUUCUCCGCCCCUCUGGGCCAUAGCCAGCCUGUCGGCAAGGUGUUUGUGGAGAGGAACAGGCGUUUUCAGGCCGCAGAGAGGGUGGACCUUCCCAGGCACACUGAGCACAUGGACCAGAUAGACUACAUGGAUGUCCGGCCCAUGUGGACCACCAGGGACGUAGCCAUGAGGGUACAUAGUGGCUUCAGGGUCAUUGGGCUGUUCUCCCAUGGGUUUCUGGCAGGCUAUGCAGUGUGGAACAUCAUUGUGGUGUACGUGUUAGCUGGGGAGCAGCUGACCACUCUCCCUAACCUGCUGCAACAGUAUCACCCCCUGGCUUACCCCGCCCAGUCCCUGCUCUACCUGUUGCUGGCCAUCAGCACUGUCUCUGCCUUUGACAGGGUGAACCUGGCAAAGGCCUCCAUGGCUCUCAGAGGCUUUCUCACAAUGGACCCUGCUGCUCUUGCCUCCUUCUUGUACUUCAUAGCACUGAUCCUGUCCCUAAGCCAACAGAUGACCAGUGACAGGAUCAACCUUUACCCCAGUGCUAAUGAGACUCUAUGGCCCCCUGGGUCAGAGCACCAGAUCCUGCAGCCCUGGAUUGUGGUCAACCUUGUGGUGGCUCUGCUAGUGGGCCUGGCAUGGGUCUUUGUCUCCACCAGGCCUGACAUGGACUACACUGAGGAAUUUCUGAUGGCGAUGGAAUUGGAAGAAUACCCUAGACAUGACGAGAGACUGGACCUUCCAGCCUGAACCCCUAUGUUCCUUCUGAUGUUUCUACUGUAUGUACUGUUUGUGUUGGCAACAUUGUCGUCUUAUUCACUGUUUUAAAUAUUUGAUUUUUUGUAUCAUACAUACCAUAGCUUUUUGGUAUCACAU